Molecule: messenger RNA, 1378 nt
Organism: Amoebophrya sp. A25
Lineage: Eukaryota; Dinophyceae; Syndiniales; Amoebophryaceae
Source: the annotation of a GenBank genome assembly
AAAAAUCGGAAAAGUAAGAAAGAUGGACGUGAAAGUCAUGAGGGAGAGGACAGCGAACCAUGGUGGUCAAGAAUCUUUAUUAUGAAUAAAGGUUAUUUAUAUAAAUAUGCAAUCAAGGACUCACUACAUUGGAGCACUUUCUUUACAUACAUCAUGAAGUCAAUUCAGAAGUCUCAGCUCUCUCUUCCCUUUAUUUUCCCAGUUUAGAUCUGGAAGUUUGUUCUUGGUCUUGUUACUUAUAAAUAUGAAAACGUACUACCGAAGAACUCACUGUAAAGUCUUGUAUUUCCCCAUCUAUUCGAUAGAUGUAGAGUGCCGUCACCACUUGCUCACAUGUAACAAGAUGGAAAGACUACUUUCUUACCACCUGUUGUACCUUCAUCUUUAGAGCGCAUUUACCACUUUCAUGUUAGAAGUAACUGGAGAAACACAGCGACGUCGUCGUCAGCGUAAGGGUCCAGAGAAUGAGACCUUCGGCACUGGUACCGAAACAAAUCAGACUGAAGGUGGCUACAUCCAAGAAAAUGGAGCUGAAACUUCUUAUGGUCGAAUUUGUGACAGAAAUACUGUCAGACCACGUCUCUACGGUCACCAUGAACCGUGAUAACAGGGACAACAGCAUGCAUUUGAUGUUUCAGUUUGACCCACCUUUUCAUGAGUUUAUUGCAAGCCCUCUGCCUUGCAUCUUAUUCUUCAUGGCAGCAAUUUUUUCAAGCAAAAUUUAUUAUCUUUACACGCUAACAGGGGCAGCUGAUGUAUGACACAAGGACAUCCGAUGAUACGACUUAAUAAUUGAAAUCAAUAGACUGCUACGGAGACUUGACGGAAGUCCUCUCUACAUUUUUACUCCAUGCAAGAAAGACUGAGUUUGGUAUAUCUCAUCAAUAGACUGCCUCUAUAUUGAGUAGCCUCGAUCUUGAUCUAUCUAGCUCCUAACUCUCCUCUCCUAUAACUUUCCUCUACUCGCCUAUACUAACUCUUUCGCACUAGUAUGUAACCACUUCAUCUACGUCUUGCCUCCACGUAAAAAAAAACUCACCUCAUGCCCUAAGUGGAGGCGUAGAAAAAGUAAUGGUAAUGGAAGGAACGGAAUGAAGUGGGGGAAAGUAACCUUCGAGAUACCAUACCCUAAGAAGCCCUAAGGUUACUUUCCCCCACUUCAUUCCGUUCCUUCCAUAAAAAACCAUUUUCCUCUACUUAUACCUCCACCUAGUACAACUGUACAACAAUCAUUCACAGCCUGAUACCUCCACACCUACCACCUAGUACAACAAUCAUUCACAGCCUCUUCUAAGAAAUACCACUGGGUAAGAACACGACAACAGCCACAACAUCUUCUGAGACGAACUCCGAAGAUGUUGAGUACUAUAGAGCUGAC